Cinara cedri is the source of this 3505-nucleotide messenger RNA. NCBI's taxonomy places the organism in Eukaryota, Metazoa, Arthropoda, Insecta, Hemiptera, Aphididae. The record is from the annotation of a GenBank genome assembly.
GAAAUGUCAUCUGUUAUCUAAAACUCCCAGCCCUUGAUGUUUUAAUUUUUCUACGCGUAUCUUUCUUGUAAAACCAAGAUACAAGUUUAUUUUGCCGUGGUUUCUUUUUAAUUAUCCCUCAUUUAAUAUUGUUUUGAUAUUUCAAAGUAAUAACAAUAAAUUAAAAAUGGUUAUGCCUGGAUUGUCUAUAGAGAGCUUGAAAAAGCACAAGUCCGUAAGUAUAAUAAAAGUAUUUUUAAUCUAUAAAGUUUUAAAUAUUUUAUGAAGGUCAAGUAAAAAAUGUAAAAGUUAAUGACUUAUCUAACUUAUAAUGGUUUUAGUUAAUCCCACUAUUUGUUGUCUUGGGUAUUGGUAUGUCGGGCGCUGCUUUCUAUUUAACUCGACUAGCAAUGAAAAAUCCAGAAGUAACAUGGCAUCCGAAGAAAAAUCAAGAACCGUGGGAAGAAUAUAAACAAAAACAAUAUAAAGUAUGUUAAUACAUAAUUAUAGUUUGUAAUAACUUUAAUUUUUAUGUAUUUCGAUUAUUACCAAUUUUGACUUAGUUAAGUGGGUGUGAAUUAUAAUGCAAUUUGCAUUUUUUUCUGAAUGUUCUAAAUGAAUGCUUUCUAAGCACAAAAUUUGUUUCAUUAAAUAUAGAAUCAUUAGAAAUAUGAAACUUUUAUUUUGCAUUUUUAGAGUAUUUUUUGAAAUUUAAAAUCCAUUUUUAGGUUUUUAAGGCACUUUUUCAUCUUUUUAAAAACUCGAUAGUAUUAUCGGAAAAUUAAAUACAAUUUAUUUUGAUUUCCUUCUUAAAGAAAAAUAAUUCAUAUUUCUAUUUUUAUAAUUUAUUAGGUAUAGAUUUACCAAUAUUUUACUAGAUUAAUAUGAUGCCAGAAGAAAAUUAUAAGCUAUUUAUCUAGUUAUAUUGUUGUCAUACUGCAUUGUUUGCGCUGUUGUAUAUAGUAAAUUUAUAUACCUAAUAAAAAACGUUUUUUUAAAAUUUAAAAUUAAUUGUAGAGUAUUAUAGAUUCUGAGUGAAGUGAAUAAUGUUUUUAUUUUAUAAAAAUAUUAAUUUUUUUUUAUGUGAAUACUUUCUACCAGAAAGCUUACUCCAAUGUUUAUGAUGUGAACUCUUUUCUGAAAUUUUCUCGGGGUGAUCUUUUAUGGUAUUUUUUUGAUUUUCCCAGUAGUUUUCUCAUCAAAUGUGAACCUCUUCCCCCCCCCAAAAAAAACGAAAAAAAACUGGAAAAUGUACAAAAUAUAGGUAUUAGUUAAAAAAUAUUUCGGCCUCUUUUUUCCUGUGAACAACUUUACUAGCAGCAAUUUUGCUUCAAUUUAUUAUGAUAGUAUUUUUUCUGAAAGGAAAUCUUACUGGAAAGUACUCUAAAAGAGAUCAUUUUUCAAUUAUCCUAGUAAACGUGUAAAACUGGGAAAAACAGGAAAAUUGGUACAAUAUUAAACAAAUAUUAUUAAAGAAAAUAUAUUAUGCCUAAUUAAUCAUUUUAUAAUUAUAAAUAUAUAUUAUUCUCAAUCGUAUCCAACCACCUCUUUUUUUGUGAAUCUUACCACUUCUUUUCUUUUAUGUUUGUUUUCAUUUUAAUUCCUGCUAUAUUUAUUUUAUAUUUUAUUUUUCUGUCUACUGAUUCAACACUCCGAACCAUACAACAUAAUCAGUCUUACUAUAUUUUUGUAAAACGUAACUUUAAAUCUCAUUGGAAUUUUCUAGUCACAUAAAGCAUCUGACACUUUUCUCCAUUUUAUUCUUCCAAUUACACUUAAACUUAAGUUUCACAUCCUCAUGAAAACCACUAUUCUUUUUUUUUAAAAGUCUUGGGUACUUAAAACUUUUUACCUUGUUUAUUAUCACUUAUUGUUGUUAGCUCUCUUAUCUUAUUCAUCCAAAUUCAUACUCUUGUUUUACUGCUAUAUAUCUUUAGUUUAUUUCAUUUCCUUCAAAUGAUACUCUGCGUUCCUUAAGUCUAUUGUUAACGUAUUCAAGUUUUUCUCCUAUCAGAGUUAUAUCAUGCACCAUGGUACCUCCUCUCACCUGUUGUCUCCACACACAAUCGAGAUGAGAUCACCCUAUCGAGAUGUAACUCUUUACAUUGUUUGACAGAAUUUUACACCAGCUGUCGAUUUCACGCAAUCCCAUUUAUUGCUUCUUACAACAGAUAUAGGUACCAUGGUAGUAUUUUUAUCCCCUCCAAUUAUCACAGUUUAUGGAAAUGAAACUAUAAUAUAAUAUAAAAAGUUUAAUUAUUACUAUCCAAUUAAGCAAAGCUUGCUAACUAACUAUAUUGUCUUUCCAAACUAGUGAUUUAACUUAUUGUUUUGUUUGUUUCAGUUUUAUACAACAAUUUCAGAACCUCCAGUCAGUCCAGCUCCCAAAUACUAGAAAUGUGUUGGUCUACAUACAUUUUGUAUGAUUGGUUAUAAAAAUGAACAUAGUGUUAUAAUAUUUUUUGUGUUUUCAGUUUUUAAUAAACAAUUAAUGGUAAAUACUCUGAUAUUUGAUUAUAGAAACACAUUAAUACAUGUUCAUUUAAAAACAAUUAGUUUUAAGUUUAGUUUUUGUUGGCAGUGUUCAUAAAAUAUUCUCUAGCAAAUAUAUUAAUUACAUAGAUUAAUUAUUAUUAUGUUUUGAAAUCUUCCUUUAAAAGUAAAAAUAUAUCAUGUGAUUUAAAUGUAUGUUAGAAUUUUCUAAAACAGUUGAUCGAAGACUAUAAUUUGAUACCCAUUAAGUGUUAUAAAUUUUAAGUAAUUACAAAAAUAUUUCCUGAUUAAAAAGAAUCAUUAAAACAAAACAUUUAAUUACACAUAAUUUAUUGUAAUAACUAUUUAAUGUUCAAUAAUAAUUUAAUAAUAUUAUACAGGAUGAUUCAAAAAUUUUAUACUAGCCAUUUUAUUAUAUACAUAUUUAAAUUAGAGAAUAAUGUAUAGUAUAAAAGCUUUUUUAUUUAUAUACAUCUAAAAUGAUUUAUAAAUUAUUUUUUUUAGUCUUUUAGGGAGGAAAGUUACAACUUUAGAAAUUCUAGUGGGAACCUGUAUUUUUUGCAAACAUAAUGUGAUAAUAUUUUUUGAAUUAAUUUUGUGAUUGAAUAACAUUAAUUAAUUGAAAAUAAUAUGCUUGAGAGCGAUUAAAAGUUUUUAGAAAUUGUAUGUGAUCACUUGAGGAACAUGUUGCUAAUGAGUUAUGACACUUAUCACAUCAUACAAAUUAUUAACCAAACAAUUAACCACAGUAACCAUUGUGGUAAAAGGCAGCUUUGUGAGUCAGAUAUAUCUGCUCUAUAGGAAUAGGGCAGUUUAUCUGUUUUCAUUCCAACUAUGGCUUAUCCAUUCUUUAUUAUCUAUGUUUAUGGCUAAAUAUACAGCAUGGCUAUAGAUAUAAUAUAUCGACCGUGAUUUGAACAUUUAGUGUAUAUUUUACAGGCUAAUCACAGACAUAAAAUAAAAUGUGGAUUUGUAUUUUUUUUUAAUUAUUCAUUGUUCACCGUUAUUUGUAGUAAAAAUAUUUAAAAAAUAA